UUGUUCUGUUUAAUGUUUUAGGCUAUCAACAUGACGGCUGAAGAAACAGUGAAUGUGAAAGAGGUUGAAAUUAUUAAGCUAAUUUUAGACUUCUUGAAUUCAAAGAAGCUUCACAUUAGUAUGUUGGCCCUUGAAAAGGAAAGUGGAGUCAUAAAUGGCCUAUUUUCAGAUGAUAUGCUUUUCCUGAGGCAGCUAAUCCUUGAUGGUCAAUGGGAUGAAGUUCUUCAGUUCAUUCAGCCUCUAGAAUGUAUGGAAAAAUUUGACAAAAAAAGGUUUCGUUAUAUUAUCCUGAAGCAGAAGUUUUUAGAAGCCUUAUGUGUUAACAAUGCAAUGUCAGCAGAAGAUGAGCCCCAGCAUCUAGAAUUUACCAUGCAGGAAGCUGUACAAUGUUUACAUGCCUUGGAAGAGUACUGCCCUUCUAAAGAUGACUACAGCAAGCUCUGUUUGCUUUUGACUUUGCCUCGUCUGACCAAUCAUGCUGAAUUUAAGGACUGGAACCCAAGCACUGCACGAGUGCACUGUUUUGAAGAGGCUUGUGUCAUGGUUGCAGAAUUCAUCCCUGCUGAUAGGAAGCUAAGUGAGGCUGGUUUUAAAGCAAGUAACAAUCGUUUAUUUCAGCUUGUAAUGAAGGGCCUACUUUAUGAAUGCUGUGUAGAAUUUUGUCAGAGUAAAGCAACUGGAGAAGAAAUUACAGAAAGUGAAGUACUUCUUGGCAUUGACCUCUUAUGUGGUAAUGGUUGUGAUGAUUUAGAUCUGAGUUUAUUGUCAUGGCUUCAGAAUCUGCCAUCUUCUGUCUUCUCUUGUGCUUUUGAACAGAAAGUGCUUAAUAUUCAUGUUGACAAACUUCUGAAACCCACAAAAGCUGCAUAUGCUGAUCUUUUGACUCCUCUUAUCAGCAAACUUUCUCCCUAUCCAUCAUCUCCAAUGAGAAGGCCUCAAUCAGCUGAUGCCUAUAUGACCCGCUCUCUGAAUCCUGCUUUAGAUGGCCUCACUUGUGGACUAACCAGUCAUGAUAAGAGAAUCUCAGACCUGGGGAACAAAACAUCUCCAAUGUCACACUCCUUUGCUAACUUCCAUUAUCCAGGGGUACAAAACCUCAGUAGAAGUCUCAUGCUUGAGAAUACAGAAUGUCACAGUAUUUAUGAAGAAUCUCCGGAACAAAGUGAUACACCUGUUGAGGCACUACGGCCUAUCAGCAGUGAAAUCCUGGGCCAGAGUUCAGUUUCAGAAAAAGAGCCUGCAAAUGGAGCACAGAAUCCGGGACCAGCUAAGCAAGAAAAAAAUGAGCUUCGAGAUUCAACAGAACAAUUUCAAGAAUAUUAUAGGCAAAGAUUACGCUAUCAACAGCAUUUAGAACAGAAGGAGCAACAGCGACAGAUAUACCAACAGAUGCUGCUUGAAGGAGGUGUGAAUCAGGAGGAUGGUCCUGAUCAGCAGCAGAAUCUUACUGAACAAUUCCUUAAUAGGUCCAUUCAAAAGCUUGGUGAAUUAAAUAUUGGAAUGGAUAGCCUUGGUAAUGAGGUAUCAGUGCUCAACCAGCAAUGUAAUGGAAGCAAAGGCAAUGGGUCUAAUAAUUCUUUUGUAACUAGUUUUGCUACACCACCCCAAGACUCUAGUCAGAGAUUAACACAUGAUGCUUCAAAUAUUCAUACAAGCACACCUUGUAAUCCUGGAUCAACAAAUCACAUACCUUUUCUUGAGGAAUCAUCGUCUUGUGUUAACCAAAUCUCAUCAGAACAUUCUGUCAUUAAGUCAGCUCUUGGAGAUUCUUCAGGGAAUCUAUCAAGGUCAAGAGGAGAAGAGGAUGAUAAAUCAAAAAAGCAGUUUGUUUGUAUUAACACCCUAGAAGACACACAAGCUGUUAGAGCAGUGGCUUUUCAUCCAGGUGGUGGUUUAUAUGCUGUCGGUUCAAAUUCGAAAACUCUGAGAGUAUGUGCUUAUCCAGAAGUAAUUGAUCCAAGUGCACAUGACAUCCCUAAGCAACCAGUGGUACGUUUCAAAAGGAAUAAACAUCAUAAAGGAUCCAUUUACUGUGUGGCCUGGAGUCCUUGUGGACAGUUACUAGCAACAGGAUCAAAUGACAAAUAUGUCAAAGUCCUGCCGUUCAAUGCAGAGACCUGUAAUGCAACAGUUUCAGGACCAGAUCUGGAAUUUAGUAUGCAUGAUGGGACAAUUAGAGACUUGGCAUUUAUGGAAGGCCCAGAAAGUGGUGGAGCUAUUUUGAUAAGUGCUGGAGCAGGGGACUGUAAUAUUUAUACCACUGAUUGUCAAAGAGGACAGGGCCUGCACGCGCUGAGUGGACAUACCGGACAUAUUUUAGCACUUUAUACCUGGAGUGGCUGGAUGAUUGCAUCUGGUUCUCAAGAUAAGACUGUUAGAUUCUGGGAUCUUCGAGUACCAAGUUGUGUUCGUGUUGUUGGUACAACAUUCCAUGGAACUGGCAGUGCAGUGGCAUCUGUAGCUGUAGAUCCCAGUGGCCGACUCUUAGCCACAGGACAAGAAGAUUCUAGCUGCAUGUUGUAUGACAUAAGAGGAGGAAGAAUGGUACAAAGUUAUCACCCUCAUUCCAGUGAUGUUCGCUCUGUUCGAUUCUCUCCUGGAGCUCACUACUUGCUAACAGGAUCCUACGAUAUGAAAAUAAAGGUGACAGACCUACAAGGAGACCUCACUAAACAGCUUCCUAUCAUGGUGGUGGGGGAGCACAAGGACAAGGUGAUUCAGUGCAGAUGGCACACCCAGGAUCUUUCCUUCCUGUCAUCCUCUGCAGACAGAACUGUAACCCUCUGGACUUAUAAUGGGUAGAGUACACCCAGUGUCCAUCUCUGCAGUGAAAGCACAGAGACUUAAGACUACUGAGUUGUGAAAAUUACAGAUUUGGAGAACAAAGACUGACCGAGAAAGUGGCUUAGCACGAGGAGGCCCCUUAUUGCCAUGUGUCCCUUUGCUAGGAGCUGUGGGUGGUGUUAUUCUGCAGUGC
Messenger RNA from Manis javanica (Malayan pangolin), 2977 nucleotides. The record is from RefSeq and is a predicted model, not a curated record. Lineage: Eukaryota; Metazoa; Chordata; Mammalia; Pholidota; Manidae.